Molecule: messenger RNA, 7746 nt
Organism: Vanrija pseudolonga
Lineage: Eukaryota; Fungi; Basidiomycota; Tremellomycetes; Trichosporonales; Trichosporonaceae
Gene: NOG2
Product: Nucleolar GTP-binding protein 2
Exons: 10
Coding region: 101-7645 (2514 amino acids)
Cellular component (GO): nucleolus
Molecular function (GO): protein kinase binding; GTP binding
Source: RefSeq, a predicted model, not a curated record
UCCAGCUCGUCUGACCAGUCACACCCACAAGCUUCACCCACCCAGACACCACCAUUAAAUAUCUUGGGGCACUCGCUGACAACAGCAGUCUCCACCUCGCAUGUCCUCCAAAGUGCCCGCGUCCGCAACGACCACCGGUACCUCCAAGUCGGCGGCCAAGAAGAGAGCCAAGAAGGCGGCAAAGGCGGCGUUGGCUACUAGCAACCAGACGUCGGCUGCCGUCGCCGGACAGGACUCGAGCACCGCUCACUUUCCCUCCGCCUCUGCUGCACUCGACGCAAAGUUUGUCUACACACCAGGCGCCUACCCCGACCCGGCUUCUCACGACGGCGCCAGCGCCUUUUACGAAGAGACCGACCUGCCAACUCCUGCGACAGUGGGCGUGCACGGAGGACCGACACCCGAUCAGUUCAGCUUCGCCUCGUACGCCUUUGGCGACCGCAACAUUGUGCCGCAGACAAACGGAAGUCCGUUCGGUGGCCUGUCCCAGUCCAUCAACAUUACCCACGAGGAUCUUCUCGAGACUGCCAACGAGCUCUGGAAGAGAAUGGGCGAAACAGCUUACGGCGAGGACGACCCGUACUGGUCGUCUCUUCCGACCCAUGUGCGCCAGUUCAUUAGAGAGGCCAUUCCCUUCAAUGGGCUGAGCAACUCUUCAACGGACCCCCAGGCGACACAGAAGGACCUGUACGCCAUGGCUCAGCGCAUCGUUCAUGCUGCUAGCCAAGGCAUGGGGCUCCAGGGCAUGGGCACCAACCUGCUCUCUCAGGUCAACGGCCGUGCCAACCUGCCCUCGAGCAUUGCCGAGGACCUGGGCUUCCACCGCCAUCCCGACGCUGUCGGCCGUCCAGAGGACGACUUUGACGACGAUGAGGACUUUGACGAGGAGCCAGAACCAGGCUAUGCGAUGCCAAACGGUGAUGCGCCCAAGAAGAAGAACAAGAAAAAGAAGAAGAAAGGAGCCCAGGUCACAGAGCCUCCACCCACUUCGCUCCCGCCGCCAGCCGUUAAGCAGUCGCCCCGACAGCCGGUCCCUCCUCAACCGCCUGUCCACCAACCUGCUCUUAACCCCCCACCUCCUCCAAUGACUCCCGCCCCCUCUCACCCUCCUCCGAGCUCUCGAGCGGCCGGCAAGCAGCCCAUGACCCAUGCGCCUGCGACGGCCAACCCACCGGCCCGUUCCGUGCGUGCCGCUGGAAAGGCCCCCGUGUCUGCGACAGCGCAUCACACGCACGCGCACCACAACCACGCCCACCCUCCGCCAGCCAAGGCUGUUAACAAGGGCAAAGCCGCGGCGACAGCACAGCCAGCGAAAAUCUGGACGACAGCGUCGCCAGAGGAGCGUGACAACAUCACACAGUUCUGGCUGGGACUGUCCGAGGAUGAUCGGCGGGACCUGCUGCGCGUGGAAAAGGACGCAGUCCUUCGUCGAAUGAAGGACCAGCAGCGCCAUUCCUGCGGUUGUGCCGUCUGUGGCCGGAAGAAGAUCAACAUCGAGAUGGAGCUCGACACGUUGUACGAUCACUACUACAACGAGCUCGAAAGAUAUACGACACACCAGCGGGCAGCGAUAACCAACCUCGACUGCCCGCCCCCGCCAGGAGCAGGCCCUUUCCCUGGCAGCGUGGAGCUCGACCCAAGUGGACAGCUGCUCAAACUUGACAACCUUGCGCCAACCUCUAAUCAACAGCCGAGUCUCGACGAGAGCGACGAGUAUGAUGACGAGGAGGAGUACGACGACGAGGAAGAGCUCGACGACGACGACAUUGCGUCUGAAGAUGCCGAGGACUACCCGCCGCGCAAAGCCCCCUCCAAAACCCAGGCUCCAAAGGCGGAUGGCGACGACUUCUUCGGCUUUGGCUCCAGUCUCGCUACCAUUAAGGGCGUGAUCACGGUUGCCGACGACAUGCUCAAGAAUGAUGGCGCCAAGUUCCUCGAGAUGAUGGAGCAGCUUGCCGCCAAGCGCGCCUCCCGAGAGGACAUCAACGUCCGCGAUCUCCAAGAGGAGACCGAUGAGGAUGAUGAUGAGGACGACAAUAUCUCCGAAUCGCAGCGCGACGAGGACGGCAAGCGCAUGUUCUCAAUCUUCGCCGCUCGCAUGUUCGAGCAGCGUGUCCUGCAGUCAUACCGCGAGCGUGUGGCCAAGGAGCGCGAGGAGCAGCUGCUCCGCGAGCUUGAGAUGGAGGAGGAGGGCAAGCGCGCCAAGGAGGAGAAGAAGGCAAAGGAAGCCCAGAGGAAGAAGGACAAGAAGAGGCUCCAGAAGCAGCGCCAGGACGAGGAGAAGGCCACUCGCGAGGCCGCCCUUGCCGAGGAGCAACGAUUGGCAAAGCUCAAGCACGAAGAGGAAGCCAAGGAGCGCCUCCGGAAGCAAGAGGAGGAGCGAGCCCGUCGUGAAGCCGUCAAGCGCGCUGCCCAGGAAGAGGCCGCACGCAAGGAGGCUGAGCGCCGGAGGCGUCAAGACGAGGAGCGCGCUCGUGAAGAGGAGGCCGCACGCAAGAAGCGCGAGCGUGAGGACAAGAUCAAGAAGGAGCGCGAGGCCCGCGAGCGCGAAGCCAAGGAGAAGGAACGCCGCGACAAGGAGGAAAAGGAGCGAAUCGCCAAGGAGAAGGCCGAGAAGGAGCGUGCAGCCAAGGAAGCCCGUGACAAGGCCGACAAGGAGCGCGCCGCCAAGCUCGAGGAAGAGCGCCAGGAGAAGCAGCGUCGUGACGAGGCCGCUCGUCGCGAGCGUGAUGCUGUUGAGCAGAAGAAGAUUAUUGCUGCUCAGCAAGCCGCUCGGGAGAAGGCUGCCGCCGACAAGGCUGCGGCUGACAAGGCUGCUGCUGACAAGGCUGCGGCUGCUGCGCGUCCUCCGACGGGUCCUGCUGCCAUGCGCGGCAAGUCUGCGACUACGGCUCCCCCUCCUCCUCGCAACGGCCCGACACCUACCUCGACGACGCCCGCUCUCCACCCGUCUCCCCCUACGCCCUCGAGUUCCCGUCCGGCUCUCGUUCGCCCUCCGCCCAAGACUCCGCAGCCCUUCUACACGCAGCCGGUACCUGCCAUGGCGUAUGGCGCCCGCUCUGCUGGAGGCCCCUCUGGCACGCCCUUUGUGCAGACGUACGGACGCCCUCCCUUCCCUUCGCAGUCGCCCGUCUUUGCGGCUCCCACUCCGAACGGCCAGGGCCUUCUGCCUCCCGGUUCGCUCACGACCUCGCCCAACGCUGGAUCGCGUGGCUUCGGUGCCCCUGGUGGACCUGACGGCGGUUUCGACCUCGCCGGACCCUCUCUUGGUGUCGGCUACCCCGGCGCCAAGGGCACCAUGCCCAACAGAGUGUCGUCUGCCGACGAUCCGUUCCGCGCCCCCGGUGGACCCGCGCCGAUCGGCCAGCGCGUCGCCUCGCAACCUCCAUCUCUGUAUGGUGAUGGCCUCGAACCCGAUGCCUUCCACCAGAGCCAGCUCGACCCCAUUGCGCCUAUCGGACGCCGCCCGACCUUUGACCAGAGCGUCGGUGGCCCCGCGCAGUCGAGCGGGUCUGCUGGCUCCUCGGCUCUUCGCUCGCCCUCGCCUGCCCAGCCCGACCAGGUGUUCGGCUCAGCGGCGCUCGGCGACGACGACGAGAUUGUUCAACCUGCCGCCCGCCGCGCGCCUCCUCCCGGCAUCCCCGCUGCUCCAGGCGCGUCGUGGGGCAAGAUUCCACCGCCCCCCGCACCCGGAGCUGGACGGUGGAGCGCUGCUCCCCCAAGCAUCUGGGGUAUGGACGGCCCAGCCGCGUCGCCGUGGUCUCGGCCCGGCGCCGGCUUUGGCGCACCUCCUCCUCAGCCUGGGCAGAUCGGAGCCCCCGGCCUGCCCGACUUUGGCCUUGGUGCCGGCGGCGUACCCCCUCUCGGCGGCGAGGCCCUCCCUCCGCUGUCUGGGACACCUGGACGCCGACAGCCGAGCUUUGGUGCCCCCGGCGGCGGGCAGGGUUACAGCCAGUACCCGCCUGGGCUGUUUGGCGGCGGGGAAGAGGCCCUCGGCGCCGUUAACCACACCCUGCCACCAGUCGGCGUCGACACGCUCAAUGCAGACGAAACGGUAUACAAUACGCCCAACAUUACGCCUAGAAUGCCUCUCAACUACUCGAAAUGGGACAAUCUCGAGUUAAGCGAUGAUAGCGAUAUAGAAGAGCACCCUAAUGUCGAUAAGGCGUCCAUGGUCAGGUGGAAGCAGCGCGACAUCCACGAGAAGCGCGAGCAGAGGCGCCUCCUCAUCGCCAAGCUCAAGUCUGAGCUCGAACUCAACGCCGAGCUCCGCCCUCGUAUCAAGGCGAUCGUCACGGGUAUCGCCGACAAGGGGGUGGACCACUACCGUGCCGUGCAGCGUCGUAUCAAGGAGAACCCGUCGCCUGAGAAGCCGGCGACCAACGCGCCGAAUCAACCUAGUUACGACAUGAUGCUCGGCCAGCUCCUUGGCGACCUGUGGCGCGAGGCGGCUUGGCUUGUCGACGGAGACGCCAAGGUUGUGAACGGUGCCGUCGUCAAGGACGGCAAGAAGGUCGACGAGAAGACGGGCGAGCCGGCAUGGGCCAACGAGGCCAACAUCCCUGAGUCCAAGAAGGAGCUCCUGGCCCAGGCGCUUACCGAGCGUCUCAACUGGCACCUUGACGAGCUUGACCGCCGCGACGUCGAGGUCAAGAAGGAGAUCAAGCACGAGGAGGCUGAGGCCUCCAAGAAGAUUACUAGCGAGGGCAUCCACGAAGGCUUCUCGAUGAGCAGCGUCAACAAGGCCGUGCCCAGCCCCCUGGACGACAAGAAGAAGCCUGCCGCGCCCUCGUCGUCCACCAAGAGCAAGACGGAGCAGACGAUCGAGGUGCUCAACCCUGAAGCUGCUAGCAAGGCUGCCAAGGACGAGGCCGAGGACGAUGGCGACGACGAGGACGGUGACGUCGCGGCUCUCACGCCCGCUGCCCGCGCCUUCGUCAACAUCCCUAUGGGCGACUUUGAGAAGUCGUACGAGUUUAUCAAGAAGGACUCGUCGGUGCUCUCGGAGAAGCAGCACGACGCGAUCCUGCUCGAGGCGUUCGAGGCCGAGCGCCGUGGCGACAAGGCGCUCGCCAAGCGCUGCGUGCACCAGUCGAUGCUCAUCAACUACUGCCGCGAGCUGGGCCGCGACGGUGUCGGGCUCUUCUUCCAGAGGAUGAUCUCCAAGAACCCCAAGUCCAUCGACAUGUUCAAGGACGACUUUGCUCGUACCUACGGACACGUGGAGCGCCGCUCCAAGGAGCUGGCGGCCGAGAGUGAGGCGGCCGAGGAGCGCGAGCAGAUCCAGCUCGUGGCCGAGGACCCGUCCGUCAAGAUCGGCUUCAACAUCCCCGACGGCCCGCCCCCCGCCGAGCUGCGCAUCGAGGGUGAGGGCGCCGACCAGCUCGACAUGGACCAGGUGCGCGCGUUCCUCGAGCGCAAGUGGGAGAUCUUCCAGGGCUUCAGCCCCGCGCUCCAGGCCGCGCUCAAGACCGAGAGCCUCGACGAGGUCAACAAGAUCCUCGGCAAGAUGAAGGUUGCCGAUGCUGAGGAGGUCGUCGAGCUCCUCCAGGAGGGCGGCAUGCUCAGCUUCAGCGAGGCUGGCGGAAAGAACCAUGACAGGAAGGCCAACAACCCCGACUUUGGCAAGGUCAAGUCGUCGUCCCAGAAGAAGGGCGAGUUCACCCUCAAGCGUGUAAAGGGUGAAAACUUCUACCGCGAUGCCAAGGCGGCGUCGCGCGUGAAGAUGCUGAACGGCGGCAAGGCGGUGCGCGACCGUGACGGCAAGAUCAUCGAGGCCGCCGCGUUCCAGAAGGGCGAGAAGGAUGCCCUCCCGGGCCGCAUCCAACCCGACCGCCGGUGGUUUGGCAACACGCGCGUCAUCUCGCAGACUGCGCUCGACCACUUCCGCACCGCUCUCAGCCAGCACAAGGCCGACCCGUACUCUGUGCUCCUGAAGCGCAACAAGCUCCCCAUGGGCCUGCUGCAGGACGAGAGCAAGACCGAGGGCAAGACGGUGCACAUUGUCGAGACGGAGCCCUUCUCCGACACGUUCGGCCCCAAGGCCCAGCGCAAGCGCCCCCGCCUGGAAGCUGGCUCGCUCGAGGAGCUCGGCGAGUCGAGCACGGCCGCCCACGCCGAGCCCGAGGACGCCGUCCACCUCGCUGGCGACGCCUACCACCCGACGACUUCCCUCAUCAAGGAGCCCGUCUACGCCAAGGGAACGUCGCGCCGUAUCUGGGGAGAGCUGUACAAGGUGCUCGACUCGUCCGACGUGGUUAUCCACGUUCUCGACGCCCGUGACCCCAUCGGCACCCGCUGCAAGCCUGUUGUCGAGUACCUCCGCAAGGAGAAGGCCCACAAGCACUUGGUGUACGUGCUCAACAAGGUCGACCUUGUGCCUACUUGGGUUACUGCUCGCUGGGUCAAGCACCUGUCGCUGUCGGCGCCCACGAUCGCGUUCCACGCCUCGAUCAACAACUCGUUCGGCAAGGGCUCGCUCAUCCAGCUCCUCCGUCAGUUCUCGGUCCUCCACUCGGACAAGAAGCAGAUCUCGGUCGGCUUCAUUGGCUACCCCAACGUUGGCAAGUCGAGCAUUAUCAACACGCUCAAGAAGAAGAAGGUGUGCACUGUUGCUCCUAUUCCCGGAGAGACCAAGGUGUGGCAGUACAUUACUCUCAUGCGCCGCAUCUACCUCAUCGACUGCCCCGGUGUCGUCCCGCUGUCGGCCAAAGACUCGGAGGCCGACACUGUGCUCAAGGGUGUCGUUCGUGUCGAGAACCUGCAAAUGCCUGCCGAGCACAUCCCCGCUCUGCUCGAGCGUGUGCGAUCCGAGUACAUCCAGAGGACGUACAACCUCGAGCCCCGCGAGGGCGGAUGGCACGGCGAGGAGGGUGCUGCCCUCCUGUUGAGCACGAUUGCCAAGAAGUCGGGCAAGCUGCUCAAGGGCGGUGAGCCUGACCAGGAGGCGGCCGCGAAGAUGGUCCUCAACGACUGGAUUCGUGGCAAGAUCCCCUUCUUUGUCCCGCCACCAGCGCGGCCCACCAAGGAGGGCCCUGUCGCCGACGAGGAGCCUGUCAACGAGGCGUCCGAGGACACGACCAAGGUGCUCGAGGAGCAGGAGCGUGCACUUGGCAAGCUCCUUGGCGAGAAGCGCGUCAAGGGUGUCGAGCAACCCAUUGGCAAGAUUGUCACCAUGACCAAGUUCAUGGGCGACGACGCCAGGCGGGCGGACGACGACGAGUUGAUGCCCCAUGUCGAGGGCAACGACUACGAGGAGGACGCCGAGGAGAUGGACGAGGAUGAGGAGGAGGACGACGAGGAGGAGGAUGGCGAGGACGACGAGGAGGAGGCUGUCGAGGCCGAGGCCGCCGAGCUCGCGUGGGAGGACGUCUUCCCUGGCGACGGGGCCGGCCCGUCCAAGGCUGCCGCCUCCAAGCCCGCCGCCGCUGCCGCCAAGCCCAAGCGCAAGGUGCAGUUCGAGGAGGAGGAGGACGAGGAGCCCGUCGCGUCCAAGAAGGCGGCGCGUAUGACGACCAACAAGCAGAAGGCAACCAACUACUACACUACUGCCAACGUCAAGAACAAGAACCGCGACCGCAAGACGCCCAAGGCGCCAGGCAACGAGCGUGCGCAGCGGAACUCUUUGAAGGGACGGAAGAAGUAGAGUGUAUCGUUAGGCGGUCGGUCUUUUGAUCUUGGGGUUUUUGCCCAGUGCAGCACUAGAGGUAUAAUGUACCAUGUUGUAUGAUGCAUGCGUUGCUAGAG